This is a messenger RNA of Vespa velutina, 11913 nucleotides long. RefSeq lists its product as uncharacterized. The transcript is spliced from 10 exons. NCBI's taxonomy places the organism in Eukaryota, Metazoa, Arthropoda, Insecta, Hymenoptera, Vespidae. Bases 8778 to 9239 code for a protein of 153 amino acids. The record is from RefSeq and is a predicted model, not a curated record.
CCUACUACUCUUCCUUUUUAUUUGCAUGUUUUUCUUCCUCUCUUGCCCUCUAUACGCAUAUAUAUAUAUAUUUGUUUUAUCUCUGUCUCUUUCUUACUUUAUAGCACGGGAAAUCUUUUCACAUUUUACGACGUAAACUUCGGGCGUUUGUUGUUUUGCAAUAAUAUUCAUUAUUGGUCAUCAUCCAAGAAUUUUAGAAAAUAUCUUAUCGUGGUUAUUUUCAAAGAUGCAUACAUAUAUACACGACUUUAAUAUCGAAUUCUUAUGUAACGGAAGGAGGCUGUUCCAAGUUGCGUUCUUGAGCCUAUUCCUCUCUCUCAUUGGUCGGUCAGCCAGGCACGUGCCGAUCAGUACGAAAUGCAUCAGGUACGAAGUACAAACGCAUCGAUAUGUUGUUAACCUCAAAUUUCUAUGGACAGCCGACUUUACGAAUCGAUGCCUUCGAAAACAUGGGAAAUUCAUAGAUCGCUGGAUAACUAAAUGAAUUCGAUAUCGGCAUCGCGAGGAUUUGGAAACACAACGCGACGUCUGGAACAUUGUGUCACCAUGGUACUCCUGUGGGAUUUUCCAUAAGCUUCCCCGUCGAAUCAUGGAUAGAAUAGAUAGAUCAGAUAGAUCAAGAUGUUUAAUCGCUCAUUUCGAACUUCUUGAAGUGAAUUUAACCGAUUUGCCAAUGGCGUCAACUCGAUAUCGUCGAUUCGAAGCAUCGCGAGAACGCUACUCGAGUCUCCGGAAGUGCGAAGCGUCGGCUGUCUGGCGAACGAACGAACGGAUGGUUGGACGGAUGGAUAGGAUAUGCAGGGACAGGUGGCUCUUCGACGAUCCUAAGUGGGCAGGAAGGACACCCGGGCUCUGACGAGGGGCGAGAGACAGACGGAUGGACUAGCUUGUUCGCUUACAAGUCAAAGAGAGAGAGAGAGAGAGAGAGAGAGAGAGAGAGAGAGAGAGAGAGAGAGGGUACAGUUUCGUGUUCGCCCGAUGCGUGCAAUGCAAUUUCCCGCAGGGCCGUCUGUCCGCUUGUGCGGUCGUGCAUGCCACUUACGCCAUUGUUCCUCCCCCUUUUCGCAUACGAAAGUGAACAUUCCCGAGAUCCGGGAGGAAUAUAACGCGAGCGAGCUGCUGACCCCUUGUCUCAAGGCGUAACACCUCGUCUACGAGAUGUAACUGAAUAAUGCUCUCUCUAUCUAUCUAUCUCAUCAGCAUUAACAUCAGGAUGUAGAUCUAAAAGAUGAAUAUCUCUUGGUCGAGCAAGCUCUCGGAAUGCGAGAGAAGAAAGGAAGGAAGACAUUCAAGGAUCGAUUCGAGCAAGCGGAAAACUAUGCGACUGGAGAAUAAUUUAUGCGAUAUUUUCCUGCAAAGCGGUACCGUGCGAGGGCAUGAAUUGGAAACGUUCCACUUGGACUGGUUCCAUCGGUCCGAGAUAGGACGGAUCAUGCAAGAGUUUUCGCGCGUUUUCGUUUCCUUCUGACCGAAUCCAGAACUCGUUCACCCUUUUUAAUAUUUUCUUUUUUUUUUUUUUUUUUUUUUCUUUUUUAUCAAACUUGAAGACUGAUUUUGAAAAAUUGAGAAAAGAGUAACUCUGUUGUACGUUUUCGACGCCUCGAGGGGCAACGUUAACACUUUGAAUUCGUUCAUUGUUCGAUUCUCGAUACGGUGAAUAAAGUUGCAUUCUGAAGGGCCAUCGUCGUGCAUCAAAAACGAAGGGGUCCGCGAGUUGUAGCGCUCUGUCGUCGAGAGUAAAGCUGCCGAGGGGCAGAAGGGAGUGAACCUCGCCGACCGUAGGUAGGGGAAGCAGCGAAGAGUCAUGACGUCAGCCCUCUUGUCUAAUCGUUCAGCCGUCUGUCCGACGACGACAACGACGACGAUGACGACGACGACAACGGUGACGGCCGACGUUCUACCAAAGAGAGUGCACGCAGACUUUGACGUAACGUUUCAAUGUCACGGUUGCGUCAACUCGAAUCGACCCGCCAUCCAUCCUACUGCAUAAAGUUUCAUCUCUAUUCAUUCGUGUCAGAAAUCAAAAUUGCAAGGUGGGAAGGUGAGUAAAAGGGAUCGAAAGGUCAAACUCUCGUCCAGCGGUCGGCGACGAGUAUAUAGCUUAAUGCGAUCGUCUAGGAGAAAACGGGCGUAACGCGCUCGUUCGGCUUUUCAAGGGGUCUCCGUUACCGGAGCCGCCGUCGUCUGGAGUGCCGACGAGUUUCAGGAGACGCAAUUGGGGGGUGUGUGAGGGAAGUAGGGAAGGAGAGAAGGGCGGAUAGGCGAAUGCUGGCUUCGUAGGGCUGGAGACGAGGAAGAGAGGGAGGAGGAGAGUUGGAGACGAGACGGGAGGAAAAGGAAGAGUAGGAGGAAGGGUGAAAGGAGAGAUGAAAACGGUAGCUGGGUUCGGAGAGGGGCGGAAGGGGUGUCGUUACGGUCCUGCACUGGCAGAGGGUGCGGUGCCGAAGGGAACAGACGCGCGAUACUACGCUGCUGGAGAUUCCUAGAGGUUUGAGGUUUCGCGGCCUUUAUUCCGACGUCUCCUUUUCUCGUCUUCUUCUCCUCUCGCCUAGGCAAUCUAUAUAUCGAUGCAGAAAAAAAAGGAAUUUUGAAAGAUAACAAAAUAUGAUCUAAAAACAAUGCCCAGCUUUCUACUUGAUAGCGAUACGUUCAAAACGUUCGCGUUGAGGCCUCUCUCUCUCUCUCUCGCGUUGCCAAUUCGCGAUUCCAAUGCCCUUUCCCACCGUUUUUAUUGACAACUCGUAAAUUCAUCGAGGAAUAUCAGUGAUCUCGCAAAUCUCAGAGAAAAGAGAAAUGACUGUGGAAAUCCAUGAGAAUUUUGUCCUCUUUACGAAUGCAGAAAAGUUCUGUCCUUGCAGAAAAGUCCCCAACGUAAUCGGCCGUGGAAUAGGUUGGCGGUUGGAGAGGGAGGCAAACGGGAUGUUACGCUCGCGAACCAAAAAGCGUUUUAAUUCCCUGGACGCUUAAUUCCGUGCGUACGAAUGGCACGCGUGAAUAUGCAUGACCCGACUGGCUUGGCCAGCCGAACUAGCCAACCGAGCUAGCCAGCCAACGUCGUAACUACGUACGAACGAAGAACGAAGUCAAGCCAGGAGAAACAACAAGGGUCGUUUGACACGGAUAACGAUGAUGACAAUGGCGAGGAGCUUUGCGUGUCUACGCUGGAUUAAAAAAUUCAAAUGCGAAUGUGGAAAGAAGAACGAGCUACAAAUUACGAUCUCGUCCGUAUCUACCAAGAAACUUUUAUCGUAGCACGAACGAAUGAACGAACGAACGAAAGAAAGAACAAACGGGAGAGACCGUCUCUUUCUCUUUCUUCGGUAUGUUUUACGAGACGAAGCAGCCACUUCGUUUCUAUCGUGUUUCUUACGAUUCCGUUAUUCCUCCCUGUACAAAUUCUCGUUAAAAUCCGUCCAGGAGGUAAAAACGUUAAGUGUCUUACAGUGUCUCGCAAUUACCAAUAUUGGAAAAUAUAUAUAAAGUAACGAAUCUAAACUCUUUUAAAGACUCGUGGAAAAAGAGAGACUUCAUGGGUUCACCGUAACUGUCGAUCAAAAGACACAAGUGGAAUAAUGGUGUAACGAAAUAGAAAGGAUUGGUCCCAUAUCGAAUUAGUUUCUAGGUGAAUCAUGUCUUUGCAUAACGUCAAUGUAAAACUCUCGAGAGAUAGGUGUUUGAGUUUGCAGGAGGAGAAAUGAACGCUCUGGCGUUUCCCGACAGUGCGAACAACGUGUACACUUUACACCGUCUUCAGACGGGGUGAGAAAGAGAGAGAGGAGAAGAAAGAGAAGGAGAUGCAAAGCGACGGUUGGUCGGAGUCGAAGGAAAGCGUAGAAAGACGUUGUUGACGAGACGAUAUAUCCAAAGGUAGUAGCAGCCGGUGUUGACAAAACACCGAGACGUCGAUAUGUGUACCCGCGGAAGGCGCUUCAUAGCAGUCGAUGACACAGCCAGCGAGCAGACGGUCUGACCUGGAUGCCUUGUUUGCUUCGCUACCAUCGGCUCGACCCGUCUGCACGCUCCUCUCUCUCUCUCUCUCUCUCUCUCUCUCAAACUUGUACACAGAUACAGGUCCCUACAUGCAUUCGCACACAGUCGCGUCUAUACUCCAUAUAUCCAGACUCGAUACUGCAACGUGCGUGCCAUGAGGUUUUGUCGCAACCUCGAGCACGUGUAUACUUACACUUUGUGUAAGUGUGUUUGCUCGUGUUUCGUGUGUACCACAAAGCUUGCAGAAAGAGAUAGAGGUACUCGUAGUGUAAAGUCUAGGCUUUUCCUUCACGCUGCUUGGUAAAUAAAAGACACAGCUUGUUUGAAAUUUCCUCGCUCGCUUUUUUUUUCAAAACUUUACGUUUUAUGUGAUUUUCUCAAAGAUCGAUCUUGAUCGUUCCCUAGGCAAGUUGGAUUAAGUAUACCGAUCUGUUAUACUUUUUCUAACGCAUCUCUAAAUAAGAGUAAUGGACCACGAGCAGUUACGUUUCACAGUAGGAGCUCGAAGGAAAUGGUGAUUCAUUUCGUGAUAUCCCACAACGAGAAAAAUGUCCCUGGAAGGGAGCUGCCAUUUCUACGUAAUCUGCAGUGAAAGAGACACUCGCCGUCUUCGCGUUUCUCUCCUCGUAAAAAGUUUCUUCUUCGAGAUUGGGUCGUGAGAUGAGUACUCGCGACGAUAUAUCGCUGCGUCUACUCGUCUUUACGCUCAUUAAAAGGAGGAAAAGUAUUCGAACGUAGGUAGAAACAUUGAAUACCUAAAUAGAAAUUGACUAAUUAGAUGUGUUUAAUAAAACGUCUUAUAAUUACUUGAAAUCAUUUUUACUUUUGAAAAUUGUGUUAACGAUUUAAUUUAGUAUUUCAGCGCUUGCGACUUGAACGAUUUAUGACACGCGGUCAAAAAAACAAAUAAAUAAAUAAACAUUUAGAUCUUUUCAAUGGAUAUUUCAUUCAUUGUCACGAAGCAGAUGUUCAAAGGGAUCUCUCUUUUUGUAUCUAAUAAUUUACGACUUCACUUGGCAAUUUUUUUUGUUUACUGGGUAGGAGAAAAGAGAAAGCAAUGAAAGUCGUCGAGGUAACGCGUGGGCGAUAGAUAACCGUUAGGAGCAUCGUAAUAGGCGGAUGAGUUAAUUAGAGGGAUUUAAGAGCCGACAAGCAUACCGGCAUUACGUGCACCAAUCGAGUGAAUCGCUGUCUCUCUGUCGUCGAUAAUUACCAAUACAACAACAACGAUAGCGACAAAGUGCUUUUGUCUUAAAUCGAGGAAUUCCAAGUAUAGUAUUCGAUGAUUAAAUCAAAGUAUCAUCACGGCGCCAGUUAAUUAAUUAGAAAUUUGCUUAAUUAAGUGAUUUAGUAGGCCGAAUACCGUAGCAAUUAGCACGUGUACCCGCCGGCGUCUGAGAGGAGCGUCGAGUAAACAGAGGCAAGACUAGAGAAAGAGCCUUGGGAAGAGGCAAAGAAAACAAGGACUGGUGUUAUUUCUUACCUAAUCAAAACGAACUUGAAGAUUGGAAAUAUAUUUCCCUCUCCCUCUCUCUCUCUCUCCCCCCCCCCCCUCUCUCUCUCUCCUUCGCGUUCUUUUAUUUGUAUCCCGUCUGAAGCCUUAAGAGAUUUCUCUGAAAUAUUCCAAAGCCCUGGUUACGCGUAUCAAAGGAAUCCUCGCGCUCAUUACACAUACUUUCCCCUUUCCGCUUUGAAACAUAUAAAGCGAGGUUGCGAAGUUGUAAAAGAGGUGCUUAAAUCCGGUGACUUUCUUCGUUGAAGGAAGAAAAAAAAAGGAAGAAGGAGAGAAUGUCUACAGCGUACGCCAGGUCUUCUUAAAGCAUACACAGACACAUACAUGGAAUAUAUCGAAGAUGGCGUCUAGCUAGACUAGACGAUAGAAAAAUAGAAAAAAGAAUAGAUUAGACGAUGGCUAGACUUAUCUCCUAUAGACAAACAUCCAUGUACACAUGGGAUCAAAUUUUUGCGUUCUCUUUAAACCCAAUCGCGGAGAACGAAUCGAGUACCAUAGAAAACGAACGUGGAAAACGAACGGUGAACAAUAUUUCCUAGCACCGUCGCGCCGGUCGCCGAUAAAUACAGACUUCGCGCAUAGCGGCGCCCUACCGGUUUUGCGGUAUCUCGAACGGCUUAAUGGCACUGUUAACUGCCGUAUUAUUUAACGGGGAUUUAUGCAUUGCAGUCUGCCGAUUAAAACACUACGGUGGUUAGGGAGAGGGGGGUAGGGAGAGCGUGGUAGAGGACCAAGCGAAAGGGUGGCGAUGAGGUUUGGGUGCUAUGAGUGGAAGUGAGAUAGAAAUGGAGAGGGAAACAGAGAGAGAAAGAGAGAGAGAGAGAGAGAGAGAGAGAGAGAAGCGGUGGCGACUAGAGCCGACAAGGACGAGAGGGUUGGCGGAGUGCACGAUACCCUUAAUCCUUCAUAAUAGCUUGCUCUGAUAAACAGUCUACCCCUCACCCUUCCCAUCUUUUUCACCACGACUGGAAACUCGGGACUCGUAAAAAUCCUCAAACCGAUUAUAUACAUAUAGGCACUAUACUUCCGUAGAGUCUGGUCAUCGGCAGGUAUCAAUGAAUUGUUUUUCUUUCUAAUUAGUAAUUUUCACAUUUUUCUUUAGCAUCUCGUGUGCCGUAGAAAGAGUAGAAUAAUCUGGUAAAAAGUGAUAUAGCAACAAAUCGUUCGGUGAAUACUUAAAGAGAAGAAGAAGAAACGAAGAAUAAGGAAGUAGAAAGAGUGAGAGACGAAAGGCUCGUGAAUCAUCCACGUCACGAUCGCUGCCAAUGGGAUCUCGGAUCUCCCGGGCGAUGCUAUUGGAGGAUUUACAUCUCCUGUCUGUGCCGAAUGCCAGAGGAACUUGGUUCGUGCUGCUGUUGCUGCUGCUAGUAGUGCUGGUGCAACGAGGACGAUGGUAAAUCCGGUUGGGCAUAUAUUCGCGGAUGCGCGAAUACGACGAGCUCUCGUGGAGGGAAAAGAGAUGGAACGAAAGGAGAAGGAGGAAGAGGGAGGAAAGAUAGAGCUAGAAUGCGUAUAUGUGUGAGAGAGAAAGAGGAGAGAGAAACGGAGCAUGGUCGAUGUGUCUAGCCUAGCCCGGUUGGCUGGCUGGCUGGCUGGCUGGCUGGCUGGCUGGCUGGCUGGCUGGAUGAACCAGGGACCGUCUAGCUUGCGCUGCCCCGCACAAACUCGGCAUUAUCUAUACGUCUAGACACCCCUGCGCCACACCAGAGAAAAGAGAGAGAGAGAGAGAGAGAGAGUGAGAGGGAGAGGGAGAGGGAGAGAGAGAUAGACUGUAGGCAGCUUGGCGCACUGCUUGUAAUUUACAGCAAGCCCCACCGUGUCUUUCUACGCUCGCUCUAACCUACCAACUUCCUCUCCUUCUCUUCUUCUCCAUCUUGGUCCGUCUCGUUACACUCUCUCCUAUCUAGCUAGUCUUCCUGUGUAAACUCACCCCACAAGAUAUAGUUAUACAACUUUGUUGUUAUCACGCUAAGAUGCAACCACCAAUCGUGGAUCGUAACUUUUAGCUCUUGGGGACCACGAAAAGAGCACGCACUUUCUCAGACGGUAUCGUUACGAGAUUAAACCGACCGAAUCGCCUUAGACUCGACCUUCAAAGAAACUCUCUUGUCCACCUCCAAGUACCUAGAGUAAGAAAGGGAGAGAACACAAAGUUUCUCCGGCCGGGACUCGGGAGAGGCAAGAAUUAAGGAAGAAAGGUAGGAAGGAAGAACACGAGUCAGGUGCGUACGACGUCGAACUUGGUGAGUUUCGAGAACGCAAUUUUCCCAGAGGAAUCGGUCCUCGCUAAUGCCAUGGCGACCAUAAAGUCGAACAGAGAAGAGAGUAAGAGAGCGAGAGAGAGAGAGAGAGAGAGAGAAAGUUAUACUUACUAAGAAGAGGAGAGUUAAAGGAGGAAGCUCGGAGGUUGUAGCCGUCGUCGAAGUUCGAGGGGUUCAACGAGCUGACGCUUUAAGCAAUGUAACUUACAGAAACUACGCUUCCGAGCGGUCUCGGGCGCAGAUUAGUCGUAAUCUCGGCGCAUUGCACUCUGCAGAUCCACUUCUCCUCUUCCUCUCUCUUCCUCUCACCAUUUAUGUUCGUCGUGAGAAAGAGAGAGAGAGAGAGAGAGAGAGAGAGAGAGAGAGAGAGAGAGAGAGAGAACUCUAUCGACGUCUCCUUCUCCUCCUUUGCGACCUUCCUCGUGCUUCCUUCGUGUGUUACACGACGAAGUCGCACCGAUAUAACACCGAGUCUCGUAACUUCCAACACAUACACAUACCCAGCUUAGUCGGUGCUUAUAUCGCCGCUUUGAUUAUUUCCUAGAGGCUUAAGCCAAGUCUACGCCCUCGCUCGCCUCGCUGCUAUCAACGGGUUACAACCGCGGCGAAGAUUAAACGCUUUCUCGAUUUACGAGUCCGCGGUAUCCCUUAGCCUUCGGCUUUUCUUAAGGAACAUGGCUUGAUUCAUCUAUAUUUAGCUCUCACUAUUGGUCGAUAUUCGAUGUAAACAACUGAUGUCUUCGUGCUUCCCAGAGAGAAAAAAAGAUAUUUUCUUUGUGAAAGGAGAAUAUAAAAAUUUCUUCUUUUUCUUUUUUUCAUCGAUUACUCGACCUGGUAUAAAAUAUUAAGAAUAGGAUUUAAAUCUCGUGACAAAUUCUACGUUGGCAACGCCUAACGUGGUAACUAUAUUGAACAAACAAUAUAGAUAGAAUAUGUUCGUUGGUGAGUUAGAAAGAGAGUCGCUUUAAUAAUUAAUUAAUUAAUUAAUGAGACGUUUUAAAGAAUAAAAAAUAAUGGAGAAAAAUCAAGACUACAAGGAGAGCAAGAAAGUCGAUAGAACGCUUGGCAUAAAACGUUAUAAUAACAUAAAAAAUCCAGUGAUUUUCGACAGGAUUAGUAAAGAGGUGAUAAAAGCCGAACGAGAGGCAGAACGGAAAUGGUUGGCGAGAUACGAAUGUUUGUCCAGAGAAUAUUUUCAAAAGGUGCUGGCAGAAGAAUGCAGAAAAGCAGCACUUCCGGCGGAUACUUUCAAGCGAAAACCGCCGGAAGACCCGACUAAAUGUUCACCAAUUCCCUUGAAACCUUCGCCGACCGUUCCCAGAACGGCGUCCGCAAUGGUCGGCUGGAGAUCUUCUCGCAUGGAAUACAAUCUAGAGUUCACCGGCCCUAUAUAUAUUUCACCAAAAUUGACCGUUCGUUCGUCCACGGAUAUAGAAAAUUAUCUGGCCCAACAGAGAUUCAUUUUUCUCGGUUGAAUGUGUGUGUGUGUGUGUGUGUGUAUAUAUAUCAUAUAUGCAUAUAUACAUAUAUACAUAUAUACAUAUCUGUAUAUGUGCGUAUUACAUACACACAUAAAUUUCAAUUAAUAUCAAUUAAAAUGAAGAUGUAACGGUAAGUAUUACAGAUAUAAUGAUAUAGGAUUUUAAAUGCGGGUACGACUCUCACGAUUCGUUUAAUGUGUAAAUGCAUUUUAAAAUGUCGAAAAACCUUAUAAAAAAUGACGUUUUCAAUUGUACUGUAUCGUCGGUUUUUUCCCCGUUUAUACGCUGAACCACUUCUGUUUUAAAGUCGGUGGUAAUUUCUCUGUCAAUGCAAUUGGAUUAACUUCGACCGCGACCAUUUCUUCAUUGUUCAACCAGCUCAAAUAGACAAGGUGCUAUAGAAUCCACAUAAUAUAAUUUCUUGUAGAAGAAUAAAUGAUAAGAGAUAUAAAUCGGGGAUGAAUAUUAAAAAUUACCUUAUACUUUUUGGCAACUUUGAAAGCAUGUUGCGAUUGCAAACUUAAUGCAGAGCUGCUAUCUUCCGUGAUAUCGCCAUUUUCACAUUUUGGUAUUUUCGCCUCUUUUUCUGGCAAUUCAUUCGCUUUAUUUAUUAUAUAUACCGUAGAAUCAUCAUGCAUUAUUAUAAUGUUCUCAUUGUAUGGAUCAAAACAAAUAUUUAUUAUUGGAAACGGACGUGCCAACCAUUGUUUCGGAAUACGACUUUGCAAGCUAUUUGAAAAUUGGGUGUACUGUUUUCUGGGUAUAUUAUAUUCGACGAUCUAAAAAUAUAACACGAUAUAUUAAAGUUAAAUUUAUAUGUCAUAUAAAGCUUGUAGUCCAUGUAUAUAGGACUGUAAUCCUGUGUCACAUUUUAUAGUUUAUUUUUCUUACCUUAUGAUCGGAGUAUACAAUGACGAGGUUUAGUGUACCUUUUUGCACGGCCAUAGCUGUUGGUGGACAACUGUACUUAGGUAGCUGCCACGGUUGAAGAGAUUCUUGCGUAAGAUCUCCAUCGACUUUAUAUACUGCAAUACUGCUUCGGCGAUCCGCACAUAUUAAAUAUUUACUAUCUGGUGAAAAACAUACAAGGCUAACAUUUACAAUAGAUUCAUUCGUUGUUUGGAAUGAUCCAAUGUGCCUCAAGCUUUUCUUAUUCAACUUGUAUAAUGUUACUACGUUCUCUUUCCCAUCGUUGUUAAUUGUCGCUAAUAGUUUACCAUUAUGGCUGAACAACAUUUUCUGUAUUCUGUUCGCAGAUAUAUCGGUAUCAUUUCUUAAUAAGAGAGCGUCUCCCUCUACUACGUCAAAAUUGAAUACUCUGACAUGGGUAUCCGUUGAAUAGACAAUUGUUUUUGAAUCUUUACUAAUGGCACAAGAUAAAAUACUUUCAACUCCUUUUGUUUUAAGUUCUAAUAAUUUUAUAGGUUCUUCAUCUAAUUGGUGUAACGUGCCCACUUUUACAGAUUCUGAAGAAGCUUUGACCGACGAUCCGAGUCUCCAUAAUUCAAGAUAAUUGGUAUAACACAACAAUACACAUCUAGACCUCUUACAUAGAAUAACGGAAGGUGGCUGAAGUAAAGGUGGAUAUUUCACUAAUAUUUUUGGAGGAUAACUCGACUGAGCUAAAUAACCAUCUACUCCGGCAGAAUAUAAUUUACCAUCUGCCUCUACCAAUGCUCUAACGUCAUGAGAAUGUAAUCUCCUUUCGAUACCCUUUACCCACUGUGGUUUUCCACUAGAUUUUAAAGUAACUUUACAGAAACUUCGUACGACAGGAUCAACUCCCGCACAAUAAACAACAUUUUUUUCAUGAGACAAUGUCACUGCCAAUAUGUCGGCGGUAUGACUUUCAUGGGACUCGAUUAAAGUACCCAUAUGAGGAUCCCAAAAGGACAAAUAACCACGAGAGUCCCCAGAAAUAAUUAGAUUAUCGUCUGUCACCGCGAGACACCAUACGAUAGUUUCUUUUUUCGCUUCCGUUCUAGAAGUAGUCAUUUUAUGAAUUGCAUGGCCUGAAACAGCGCUCCAAACUCUAAUGGUAUCCGUGGAUCCAGUAUAUAUCAUUUCUCCUGUGUUGUCCCAUUUAAUACAUAGAAUUCUACCUUUUUGUUUGUCAAAUAUCCGUUCAUAAAUUAAUGUAUCUUCUGCGAUGGAAAACGUAUUAAUGUAUCCAUCCUCUGUACCAACGGCAAUAAGUGUUUUUUGCUGAUUAACGUCCAUACACCAUGCUGCUCCACCUGUGACCGCUACCUUAUAUUUCAUUCCCAAUGUGAUUAAAUUAUAUUCCACGAUUAGACCAUGAAGACCAGUCGAGAAAAGUCUUGAACCGAUCCAAAGAAUGCUUUCCACAGAAUUUUCAGAAUGACCAAGGAUUGUACACUCGACAAACGGUGCAUUCCCAACGUUCCAUACCUCUAUCGAAUUAUCGUUUCUACGAAUAACAAGAGAAUAAUAUAUGUAAGAAACAUUUUCAUACGACAUUUAACUAUAUAACGAACUAACCUGGCAAGUGCUAAUUUCUUCGUUUUUGGUUCGUGACACAAGCAAGUAGCAGAUUUAGGCUCAAGAUUAUAAAAUCUAACAUUAUGUAUUUUAAACGUUGUCAUGUUUCAUUAAAAUAUCUUACUUUUCAUUCAUUUAUAAAAAGACUUUAAAUUCAAACAAAAUA